This is a messenger RNA of Coccinella septempunctata (seven-spotted ladybird), 2790 nucleotides long. Its product is annotated as glucose dehydrogenase [FAD, quinone]-like. Lineage: Eukaryota; Metazoa; Arthropoda; Insecta; Coleoptera; Coccinellidae. Gene Ontology annotation, molecular function: oxidoreductase activity, acting on CH-OH group of donors; flavin adenine dinucleotide binding. The transcript has 5 exons. The coding region runs from base 770 to 2638 and encodes 622 amino acids. The record is from RefSeq and is a predicted model, not a curated record.
UGCAGACGUCUAGAACGGCGGCGCGAUAACUCUUGGAGCUGCACUUUCUGGCAGUUUAAUUGGACAGUCGUGUGAUAUCGUCUUGGUGUGUUUUUCUGAGUGAAUACUUCGAAGAAGGUGUCCACUGUGUUUGAAUCGAUUUCGGGGAUUUUGUUGAGGUUGCAGAUGUUCGCUUAGUGGCUCCGAAGAUGCAUCGUUGGGAAGUUAAUAAGAUCAGUCUUCUGAAGUCCUCUUGAGGAGAUGGGAAAGAGCGACCCAGAGCCGAGCAACUCGAAUAUUUUCAUCCCAAAGGAAAAGUACAACACAGAAAUCUACCUUCGCGACAAGUACAAGACAUCACAAAACUACUACAACACAACACCAAACGACAGGUACACUGGAUACAAGAAGAGACCAAACUCAGAUCAGAGUGGAACCACUCAAUACGACUAUCUCAAACACAACCUUUUGAUCAAAUCCCGCGUUGGUACAGAUUGCGAGCUCUGGCAGUUCCAACAGAGGAAGAUCUCCUUCAGGAAUUACACGCCGAAGAUACUGAACCAAGAAGUUAAUAUGGGAAUGUGGAUUUUUAGGAAGGAUUGUGAGGAAGACAGUAGACGUUAAUGUAAGUUUAGUUCCACCCUAUACAUAGUCUCCAGCACAAAUCGAACCAGACCAGUUUUAGUGACCUGUAAGGAAGUGAGGGGGCCAAAAAUCGAUCCUUGGGGAACACCCAUCGCGCAAUGUGGAAAUAUUGGUUUUGAAGAAGUUAUAGUAGGAGAUUUUGGACAUGUCUGGAAUAGUCACAGCUAUCGGAACUCUGGUCAGUUUGUCGACCAGUCCAGUGACCAUCAUUGGUUUGGUACCUGUUUUUGCUGCCGGGUUGGCUUUCAUGCGAUACCUCCAUUUCGACCCAGAAAGUCAUCCUGUGAAUGUCAGAAACGUUAGGGCGGAAUACGAUUUUGUGGUAGUAGGUGGCGGGUCUGCAGGGGCGGUGGUGGCAUCCCGUCUUUCAGAAAUUGGCAAUUGGACUGUGUUACUGCUAGAGGCCGGAGGCGAUGAGAAUGAAAUCUCUGAUAUUCCGUCCCUGGCCGGUUACACGCAAAUGACAGAGAUGGACUGGAUGUACCAGACGUCACCACCAGGACAAUCCGCCUAUUGUCUUGCCAUGAUUGGAGACAGAUGCAAUUGGCCUAGGGGAAAAGUUCUGGGAGGAUCUAGUGUCCUCAACGCCAUGAUAUACGUCCGUGGAAACAAAUUGGACUACGACAGAUGGGCAGAAGACGGCAACGAAGGCUGGUCAUACGAAGAAGUGCUUCCAUACUUCCUGAAAAGCGAGGACAACCGAAACCCCUACCUCUCCAAAACCCCCUACCACAAAACUGGCGGUUACCUCACCGUUCAAGAAUCCCCAUGGAGGACUCCCUUAUCCAUAGCUUUCCUCCAAGCUGGAAGGGAACUCGGAUACGAAAUACGAGAUUGCAACGGAGCCAAACAAACCGGCUUCAUGCUCUCCCAGGGAACCAUAAGACGAGGCUCCAGAUGUUCCACAGCCAAGGCCUUCCUUCGUCCUGUGAGAAACAGGAGCAACCUCCACAUAGCCAUGAACGCCCAAGUGACCAAAGUACUAAUAGAUCCUGAAACUAAAAAGGCUUACGGAGUCAAAUUCCUGAGAAACAACAGAUUCAAAACUGUGAGAGCCAAGAGGGAAGUGAUCCUUUCUUCGGGAGCCAUUGGAAGUCCACAGAUCCUCAUGCUUUCUGGAGUGGGACCCAGGGAAGAUUUGACCAAGUUCAAGAUACCAGUGCUGAGUGAUCUGAAAGUUGGUCAUAACCUCCAGGAUCACAUUGGUCUAGGAGGACUUACCUUCAUCAUAGACGAUCCAAUAACGUUCACGAAAAGCAGAUACCAAACGCCAUCUGUUAUAAUGGAGUAUCUGAUGAGGGAGCAAGGACCAAUGACUUCUCUAGGAGGUGUGGAAGGUCUAGCUUUCGUGAACACCAAAUACGCACCGAAAUCUGGUCUCUGGCCAGAUAUCCAGUUCCACUUUGCGCCAAGCAGUGUGAACUCUGACGGGACACAAGUGAAGAAAAUCACAGGACUCAGAGAUAGCGUGUAUAACACCGUGUAUAAGCCAUUGAAAGAUGCCGAGACAUGGACUAUCUUACCCUUACUCUUAAGACCGAAGAGUACAGGUUGGGUAAGAUUGAGAUCGAAGGAUUUCAAAGUGUAUCCUGAUAUAAAUCCGAAUUAUUUCACGCAUAAGGAAGAUGUGCUCACCCUUAUUGAAGGUAUAAGAAUAGCUUUGAAUGUAUCGGCAUCUCAAGCUUUCCAACGGUUCAAUUCAAGGCCGCAUACGAUGCCUUUUCCAGGGUGCAGGCAAUAUCCCUUCGAUUCCGAUGAAUAUUGGGAGUGUAGCCUUCGUCAUUUCACAUUUACCAUCUACCAUCCAACAAGCACAUGCAAGAUGGGACCACCAAGUGAUCCUGAUGCUGUCGUAGAUCCUAGACUCAAGGUAUACGGCAUACAAGGACUCAGGGUGAUAGAUGCAAGUAUCAUGCCAAAAAUAGUGAGUGGCAAUACGAAUGCACCAACGAUUAUGAUUGGCGAGAAAGGGGCGGAUAUGAUAAAAGAAGAUUGGGGCAUACCAGUGAGGUAGCACUGUGAAUAGCAUCAAGGUGUGCCCUAGUCAUUUGAGUAAAGCCACAUUAUUUCGGGAUUCUUUGAUUCCAUUUAUUUAUUUAAUUGUGUAUAUAUAGAGUCUUAGCCCAGUUGUAUAAAUACUGUAAAAUAUAUUUUUGUUAAUAAAGA